Symbiodinium sp. CCMP2456 is the source of this 311-nucleotide messenger RNA. The record is from the annotation of a GenBank genome assembly. Lineage: Eukaryota; Dinophyceae; Suessiales; Symbiodiniaceae.
AUGAACGCGCCUAUCUACGCCGCGCUUCUCUGGGUCGCCUCCGCGAGGGCGGAGCAGUUCCUCGUUCAGAACAUGUAUGCGUCCAGCGACUGUAACCCAGGGAUGAUAAAGCGGACACACAUCGCGCUUGUAGUGGGUCCGUGUGUGGAUAUGGGCGCGGAACAUGCCAUGGUAGAGAUCUUGGGGAACUCAAGUGCUACCAUUUCUUUCUUCGACAACCCCAACUUAACUUGCUCUGCCGUCCCGGUGCGCAAUGAGACUUACCUUCUGAAUCAGUGCGACAACGUCACCAGCACCACCGAUCAUCUUUG